AUAUAUAUCUCUGGCCAUAUUGGCGAGUGCGAGCGGUGCGAGUUUGUGGGAGUGCGCUGUGCUAGAAAUAUGCUCAAAAUUCUACAAUUGACUGGAAUAUUUAUGGGGGACUAGCUGCCGGCCUAUUCUUGCAUGUAACGUCUACCCGAGACAACGCGUCACUUUCGAGGAUGGUUGCAGUGCCUUAGAAGUGCUACGCCAUGGUGUUCGCAAUGGGUACCACCAAGGAAGACGAAGCUGAAGGCAGCUUGACAGAUGAUGGCGCAGCCACCGUUGCUUCUCCCGACACCGCGUCUAAGCUGUCGUCCAGGGAUGCGGCCGUGCCGGUGGCUUACUUCGGCGUAGCCUUGGGAGCAGGGAUGACUCCCUGCGAUGACGAUGAGUUGCCCUUGGUUUUUGUGGACCGCACCCUGGCAUUACGCUGCGUCAAGAAGUACCGGGGAGCUCGGUUUAAGGCAUUUAGCUCCAGGGAGGAAGCGGCAGCAUUCAGCGUUCAACCAGCAGUGACAGCCGUGGAGAGCACGGAUGCGCCAGACUCCACAACCACGGCACUUGUUGGGGAGAAGAGCAGCAACUACAGAGCACCUAAGAGUCAGGACUUGGUCCAGCUGCGCAAGGCUGUCGAGGCUGGAGAUGCCACCUUCUUCAAGCAAAGUGUCUGGUCCAAUCCUCGCUACCUCGUUGGAAGUGGUGACACCCCGACCAUCUUGCAGGAAGGCUACCGGUACAACGCGCUGCAUGUUGCCUGUGCCAAGCGGCAGCCUGCACUGGUGCAGUUGCUGCUGGACACCCUGCAGGAUGCACAUUUCCUUGAGCUACUCUACCCCGACGACAGCCCUGAUGUGAGGAAUCGGCGCAAGGUGUUUCUCCUCGACCUGUACCUGAACACUCCAGAUAAAGGGCGUUGUGAGACACCGCUUCACUUUGCCUGCAAGUUUGGCUGCUACGAAGCAGUGGAGCUUCUUGUAGCACUUCCAGAGUGUGAUCAAAACAGGCGCAAUAAGGAAGGCCAAACACCACGCGAGAUCAUUUGUGACCGGCUGCCAUCUGCCUCUGCAGAUUUGAAAAAGAGGAUGGACUCGUUGUUUGAAGAACGCCUGUUUGUGCCAGUGUUACGGUCAGAGGACAACUCGGUGGCACCAACAGUUGGGGAGCCAUUCUCACCCAAUGCAUCGCCCAUGCACAGUCCUGUGACAAGCCCACGUGACACCUCGCUUAGCAUCAUGGCCACUGCGGGACCCAUGUCUCCCACUGAGGCCCGUACCAUGUACCGCCAGUGGAAGACUCCAAAGCGGCGCAGCAUUGGCUUUAAAGAACCACUCUCGCCCAUGGAGAGCAUGCGACUUGCCGACAUCGAAAAGGGAUUGGAGCGUAUUGGUCGUGGCCUUGCCAAGGAAAUGAGGGUGCCUUGGAAUGAGUACUGGCCUUUCCUUGGCUGCUGGUGCAACUUGGCUUCUCCAGAGGGCUUAGAAAAACUUGAGGCCCACCUACGAAGCAAGCGUUCUCAGGUUGUCUCUGAAAGGUGGUCUCUAGAGAAUUCCCCAGCGGCAUCCGACGAACUGUCUCUGUCCAGUCCCAUCAGCCAGCUUUGCGAAGCGUUGGGCGAUCUCAAGUUGGGCACUGCUUUUGAGAAGAGCUGGGGGAGCAGGCAAGAGAGCCAGAACCACCUCCACGGUGCCAAGAUGCUGAGGACUCCCAAUGGAAGGGCAGUUUCGGCAGCAGAACCUGGCUGCAGUCCUGCUCAGUGUGGGGCAUCGCACAAAGGUAUUCCCCCAGCAGCUCAGCGCUUGGCAAGGGUACUGUUUGACUGGGCAGUGGCCCACGACACGGGCCCAGAGCCGGAGGCCGAUCUCACCUUGCAGCUAAAUGAACAGGUUCUGCCAGAACUGGCCCACCUGGAGCGCACUGGUGGCCCCGAGCUGUGGCGGCUACACCCUUGGCUUGGCCGGGAAGUGCACCUACUUCUGCGCGACAGCCUGGAGCCAUCCGAGCGGCAAAGUUUGUGCCGCGCCCUGCACACACAGCUGCCACCUCUGUCCACCAACCGAGCAGCCCCCGCCUCUCCGCCCUCCACUGAUGAUGAAGAUGACGGCGGCAGUGUCAGCGACAUGUCACGGCGUUACCGACAGCCAUCAAGCCGUCGGAGGAGUAGAACUUUGAAGCGGCAUCUGCAGUGUGUGCUGCGUUCUCUGUGUGCCUUGUUGGAGAAUGACUUAGCUGAUGCAGAACCCUUUCACUGCUUGUGCUCUCAAGGAACGACGAGAAGCCUGGAAACUGCUUUUCUCAAGGAUUGCAAAGCCCAGCCUGUGGAGGAGGAGGAAGAGGAGGACGAAGUGUUUUUCACCCCUCCCACCAGUCCGUGCUCCUCGAGUGGAUCAUCAUCUCAGGCGCACACCCCAGACGAGGGUCCACUCUUCUUUAUACAAGGAUCCCGUCCUAGCAAAGUGGACUUGGAUGUGCUGAGGGCCCUAGAACCAAGUCUGUUGGAUCCUGACGCCUUUGACUCUCUCGCGUAUCCCUGUGUACAUCAAUGGAUGCAGGUUGUUCGUUCAUUUCCAGAGGAAGCCACUUCAAGAUGGCCGAGUCCUACGGUGGCGAACCUGAGGCGCACCUUGCGCACAGUAUUAUCACCAGACUCUCCAUGUUCUAGUGGUGAUGGCAGGUCCGACGGAUGCCGCACGCCACAGAGGGAAUUGUCCAGCAGUCAACUGCGCCCAAAAGUACUUUGGAGCACCAGUCCGGGACGCCUGUGACAAACUACGUACCUGCUGCUGCUUUUAUUAGGAGUCGAGUGCCAACUCGUUGCAUGCAUUUGAUCAAAGUGAAGCCAGUGGCAGGGUCAGCCAUUUGGGCAUUGCGGUGCACGCAUGCGCACCUUGGGAAAAAUGCAGUGCCUUGGGACUGUUGAUGGCCUCAGGAAUGGGGUACAGUUUUAGAAGUUGACUUGUAAUUUAUUUAGGCAGUUUUUAGAAAUGUUGUUAAGGAAACUUGUUUUUAAACUUGCUUUUAGCGUAAACCUGAUGAUAUUCUGUCUGGCCAAGUGCCAAAUAUAAGGCUUGUGGCACCUGAGUCUUGCUGUCACCACUGCAUACAGUCUUUUUUUCAAGGACAAAUCGCUCUGUGUGCAAGCUUCUUAGCAUGGAGUGUUUGUCGCUUCAAUCUUGUACUUUGAUAUGAAAAAGCUUCGUCAGUGCUUGUUCUGUGCUCAUGGGGCAAAAAACUGAAGCAGUGUAAGGAGAAUGCAGGCCCUGCUUCAAUAGAUUGGCAGAAAUAGUUUGGACAGGGGAGAAAAAUGCUGGAAAAAUUAAAUCCUGAACUCUGUCAGGGAAUCUUGGGAACGUUGGUUCGCACUUACUAUAUACAUUUCCUUAUUGCGUUUACUGUUUAUAAAUUAUUUAUUUUUCUAAGUAUCUCAAAAUGGGAGGGCUCACUGACAUAGUAUACUACUAUAUGCAGUCUGUCGCAGCGCACAUAUCAAGCUGGUUUUGCAUUAGGCUGCAGUUCACGCUCAACCUCCACCCGGUCUUGAAGUCUAUUUUUGAUUCAUGGCUGAAGCUUUCUAAAGCUGUAUGUAACGAGUCAAUUCUGCAUUCAGCAAGUUUAUAGCGCGCCAGAAGAGAGGUCUAUAACUGGUGUUUGUACUUCAGUGGUUAUAGUACUGCUAGCACACACGAGGAGCCAAAAGCUUGUGGGGUCUCGAAGAUGAGCCGCGCUCUCGAAACACUCUGACACAGUCACGCGGUCGAGCAAACAAAAACAUGUACAUUUAUUUAUAGCUUUUACAAUGACGAGCUCGCCAGCUGAAUAUAAUACGUAACUAGUAACACUCUAAGUAACCUACUACAAUGCCAAUACAAUACACAUAAAACAUAACGCACAAUGUAGCGCGAAUGCGCCAUUGCCGAUCUUCGACUCACCACGGGGGCCUCGCGGGAAACAAACCGCGGUAUCGUCCCCCAUGGACUUCUGUCCACACACGCUGCCGAACCCCGAAGAGACAGAAUGCUCAUCCUUAUACUCGCGUGUAAUUCGUGAGACGCACGUGCGCGAUGAAGUGCAAACGACUUUACAGGGGGUGAUAGCACACCCACAAGCUACAAGCAUGUGUCUGACUGCAGCUUCCUAUUAAGUAUGGCAGCUCGCAAGUGAAGUUUGGGCCUGUUCCUUUCUGGAAAAUGUUCAACUAUUGAAUGCCAAGUGCACUCCAAAGGCUGAUAUAGCUCUGGUGUGUAAAUUGCUGUAUAGUUUUUCUCUUGCACAAUGUCUUCUUUUUUUUUUUUUCAUUGUUCCCAGUAAAAUUUUGUUGUGAGGGAGUGCUUGUGUGUUGUCAUUCCUUGGCAUUUUUUUAUUGUAGCAUUGUUUUCCACUGAUUAAAUUUUUAAUAUAA
This is a messenger RNA of Rhipicephalus sanguineus (brown dog tick), 4387 nucleotides long. RefSeq names its product ankyrin repeat and LEM domain-containing protein 2 (gene Ankle2). The record is from RefSeq and is a predicted model, not a curated record. The transcript has 17 exons. Gene Ontology annotation, molecular function: protein phosphatase 2A binding. Gene Ontology annotation, cellular component: endoplasmic reticulum. NCBI's taxonomy places the organism in Eukaryota, Metazoa, Arthropoda, Arachnida, Ixodida, Ixodidae. Gene Ontology annotation, biological process: negative regulation of phosphorylation. The coding region runs from base 201 to 2753 and encodes 850 amino acids.